GUGUCAGAUGCGAUCAAAGAAUGAUGCUGUGAAACGUUGUCUCCACGUGAUCCGACGGUUCUUUCCGGGAACGGAUUUUGUGCAAGUAAGUUAUAAGAUGUAGCAAAUUCACAGCUUAUUCCGUUCCGAAAGUGAUCCUAACACGAGUGACCUCGUCCAUAGGAUGCAAGGCAGCCAUCAUAAUGCUGUGCGUUGCUCAACACGUGUAUGCUGUGGAAACAUGCAGUGCAUAUCUACACCCACAAUGUGUAUUGUGCAUGUUGGGAACGUGGGAGGGGUACGCCAAACUGGGUAUCGAAUAUGCCGCCCGUGCUAGUCGGAUGGGUGUCUUAUAGACGGGCGGUCGAUUACCAGUUGGCUUCCAAGAGACCCCAACAAUCACAAUGGAACGACCAAGGUUCAGAAGAUCAAGACGAAUGAGAAAUGCCGAAGACCAACCACGGCGAACCGCUGUCCCACCGCGAGCACGGCCUACCCCAACUCACCCCAAAGAGACAAACGUAAUACGAUUACCUGAAGGAAGUGGUCUGGGGAGAUUUACGCUGGAUGUUGGAGGACCUCUUGAUGCAGUGACGAGUGUCUGUUGGUCGAGAAGUGGAGAACAAAUGUUCUCAGGUUCUCGAGAUGGAACGAUCCGGGUUUGGUCGUCAGGGACCGGAGCCCAAGUCGCUCUCCUCCAGGGACACACGAACACAGUUCACGCCAUCGCAAUAUCUUUUGAUGGUCGCUUCAUUGCGAGCGCAUCCUCUGAUUGUACUGUUCGCCUAUGGAGCGUGCGUACCUAUGAAGCAGUCAGCCCGCCUUUCGAGCAUGCCGACGAACUCUAUUGCGUCACAUUCUCCCCUGACCGUAAGCGAGUCGCAUGUGGUGGGAAAGACACCAAGGUGUAUCUCUGGGAUAUCGAGCCAUACACUAAGCCAGACGCUAGUAUAAUGGAUAGCUGUGAACCAGCUCCGGAAUUGCCAUUGGCUCCCUCAGAUGAAGAUAUUCUUAACGAGCUCUUGAUACAGGAGGUCGCUGGCUUCCUUCCCCCGCUGGCGCUUCAGAAUGGAGUUCCACCUGAUCUGAAUGUUCCCUCAGCAUUUACUGAGAAUUGGCCCAGCAACGAGAUCAACAAUGCUCUCGAAGAUGCACCAAAGGACUCGAACCAGCCUAAGGAGUCUAUUGAAGUCCUUCCUAGUCCGGUACCUUCCUCAUCCUCAUCCAAGCAUCGCUUCUUGGAUAGACUACCACUCUUUCGUCGUCGAAACGAUGUCGAUAAUUGUAGUGCCACAAAUUCGUAGGUGUAUUUGUUACAUCAAAUGAACAAUCAUUCAUCAUUUUCAGGAUCCUGGCGAAAGGAUGAUGAUAUCUGAAUUUCUGACAUAUCCCAUAGAGAUUGUGACCCACAGACAGACCAAGUUUUGUUGACAGUAACAAUAUCGUUCGACUCCAAGCUCUGUAUCGAUGGUGAUCUUGUAUCAGUUCAACUGGUUACUUUACCUACCAUUAUUACUCCUCAAGGAAUAAUUGUCACGAUAUUCAGCCUAUUUCCACUUCGUUUUGCGUAUAUUUCCAUCAAGGAAGAACAUCAUGUUUUUUUCUCAAAUUUGCGUCGCUGCCAUGCCAUGCUAUACAGGAGUAUUGCAUAAUACUCUUGACAUUUUUCGCAGUUGCAUUGAGUGUUGCCGAACGCAGUCGACUCGAGCUCCAUGGAAC
Molecule: messenger RNA, 1698 nt
Organism: Suillus plorans
Lineage: Eukaryota; Fungi; Basidiomycota; Agaricomycetes; Boletales; Suillaceae
Product: WD40-repeat-containing domain protein
Exons: 5
Coding region: 384-1283 (299 amino acids)
Molecular function (GO): protein binding
Source: RefSeq, a predicted model, not a curated record